UACCGAGGAUCUCCGAUGGGGAGGAGGACUGCUUUGUUUACUAACAGUCCUCCUCCCUGUCGGCUUGGGAACACAGUGAAGCACCAACACAGCGGGGCUACAGUGAAGCACCAACACUCGCAGCACACAGUUAACCCUUUGAUUGCCCUUCAUGUUAACCCCUUCCUGCCCAGUGCCAUUAGUACAGUGUCAGUACUUUUUUUAAGCACUGAUCACUGUAUUGGUGUCACUGGGGAUGUCAGUGACACCAUAUCAGUUCCCCCCACUGUCAGAAUGCCUGCCGCAGUCCCGCAGUCCUGCUAUCCUGAUCGCUGCGAUUACUAGUAACAAAAAAAAAAAGUCCAGUAAAUGAUAUAACUUUCACGUAAACCAAUACAUUUACAUGUAUUGGGAUUUUUUU
This is a messenger RNA of Staurois parvus, 400 nucleotides long. The record is from the annotation of a GenBank genome assembly. Lineage: Eukaryota; Metazoa; Chordata; Amphibia; Anura; Ranidae.